AUGAUUACCGCGUCAGAGUCAGCGGAGAACAUUAGGCCUCUUCCUGAUGCGCAAAGUGUAAUUAAACAACGGCAACAUGCGGAAGAAGCAAUAUCCAAACCUAUACCUCUUGCUCCCAUGAUGGGCUCAUUUAUGCAUUCAGAGAAUGGCACGACGUCUAUACCUAGUCACCAAGAUAUGCCCAGUCCUCCCAAGCAGGAAGCUGAUACUAAUGACCAAGGAACUGACGAAGAAACAGGAGUGAUCAGGUGCAUUUGCCUCUGUGAUGAUGAUGACGGGUUCACCAUUCAAUGUGAUCGUUGUCUCGUAUGGCAACAUUGCGCCUGUUUCGGCAUGUCACACUCCAGCGUGCCUGACGAGUAUCUGUGUGAACAAUGCGAUCCGCGCCCUGUUGAUUCUAAUUAUGCACGAGCAGUUCAAAGACGCCGCCUCCAAGAAGAAGCUCGUAAAUCGCAUCGAGCUAAGCACACAACAUCUUCAGCUGCGUCUACCUUGUUCGAAUCAGCUGCGAAUGCGGCCUGGGAGUCCGCCGUACAUGGCACCAAGGUGCCUGUGCCACGAAAAAAAAGACAGUCUAGUCGCUCACCUCAAACCCGCCCUGUUCCCGACCACGAAACUGUUGACGAUUUGGACUUGAAUGCGACGAGUUCCUCUCGUUCCAAGCCUCGAAAUAAGCGUUCACGAAGCCACACGCGAAAGUCAGUGGCUGGUCCAUCUCCGUCAAAGGGCAGCGAUGAUGAAGAAAUACCUAUGAAGUUUGAAUCUUGGCAAAUUGAGUUCACAAAUAUCGAUUCGAACCACAUUCGUGAACCAAACAUAUUACAAGUAAUUGCGACUCAUCUGUUUCACUGGACUGGUCGCAGUCCACUAAAGGCUACACCGGAUGAAAGUGGAUUCUUUGUUGCUCCUCUCCGCUGUAGCACAGUGCUUCCGCCCCACGAGCAGCAGCGCAAACUUUUACCAAGUGGCCUUGCUGCUGUGGGCUUUGAGACCAUUCCUGUGGAAAUUCAUUGCAAAUCACUGACUGAAUUGUCCACUCAUCCUCUCGUUCGUACGAUUUCUGACCAAGUAACGGGCAGCUUUUUCAACAAUAUCUCCCAUUUGCAACCGUUGCCAUCUGAGCCGCAGAACGUAUGGUCAGCAUCCAAAGCGUUUUGUCGACCUUCCAUGCAUGGACUGUUUUCUGACACCUAUAUUCCUGCUGGUGCAUUUAUCAUGGAGUAUCUUGGCGAGCUGUACAGUGCUGAUACGUACCGUUCAAAUCCCAUCAACCAAUAUGCUCAAAUGGGUACCACGAAGCCGCAUGUUCACUUGUUUCCUCAACCAUUGAACAUGGUUGUAGAUGCACGUAUGUAUGGCAAUUCAGCACGGUUCGCGCGUUCAAGUUGUCAUCCCAAUGCUGUUCUCCGCUCUAUUUUUCACUACGAUGGUUCCAGUGAUAUUCCAAGGUUGUCGUUCGGUAUAUUUGCUAUCUCGGCAAUCCCCAAAUCUCAAGAAAUCACUCUUGGAUGGGAAUGGGAUGAUCAUCAUAUCGUACACAUACUCCCUUCUUUGGCUCGUCGUCCAUGGGCUAUGGAUGAUGCGACACGUUUGCGCAAAUCACUGUCACCAAAGGAAGAAAUGAUGUUAGCUGCAGAAGAAUUUUCAGCGCGUGGUGACUUUCCCUAUGGAUCCACGAUUCUUGCUCGCAAGUUUAAUGCCAUCCUGUCCAUUAUAUUGAGUUAUACCACAUGUGGUUGUGUUGGCCCAUCAUUAGGUGGCUCCAGUACAAAUUCUCUGCACACUAGACGUCAAAAUUGUGCUGUAACGCAAAUGCUGCGUGCAAGUCAAGGGAUGCCUUUAUUAUAUACAUCGCCUUCGCCCAGAAAUCCAAGGAUGAAACCUAUUGCUUUUGAGCCUUUGGUUGGCGUAUUCCGCCAUUGGGUGCCAGACUUGAACAUGGAUCCGACUACGCAUUUGUGUGCUAAAAUUUCUCAAAACGAAUGCUUCGUCCAGCGUGUUCCAUACUCGGACGAACCACCAAACGCUUGGGAUUCGCUACAUAACAAGCCCGAGUCGGAGCACGAAAGUGAUACUGAAAGUGAAAGUGGUGCUUCAACAGCAACAGAGAUUGUAUCAGAAGACUAUCCUUAUGCAAGCGAAAAUGAGGAUGCAUUGGUGAAAGAGGCCUUGCGACAUUUGGAACAACAGAGUCGGUCGAUUCUUCCUCUCAAGAAGAGGGCUGAUCGUAUACGAACGAAAGACAAAAUGUCUGGGAAUGACUCCCGCCGCAUAUCGAAUUUGGCUUCAAGGUCGGAUACAAUUAGUCCUCCUAAUGAGCAAAAAAAUAGGAGUCUCUCCAAAGUGACCCCAGCUUCUCAGUCAGGACUCAAGCGACAAAAGCGCCAUUUGGAUAAAGUCGAUUUUUCCUCGUCUGAUGAAGAAGGUGCACCUGUUUCACCGUCUCGCCAUAUUAGGAAAAAAUCGAUGCAGUCGCUUGCCGGUAAGCAUACGCUCAAACGUGAGCAUUCCGACUUAACUGGUUCGCCCCAGGUCCGCCCCGUUGCAAGUCCAAGUCCUCAAUUAGGCCCUGUGCGUCCGAUGUCGCCCACUCAGUCGCGUUCAGGCUCCGUCACACCCCCCCUUCUGUCCUCGAGCGCUUCAAAACGGCCUUCAGUCGACUCUCAAACGGCUGCGACCCCAGCAGUUUCAGUCGCUGCUUCAUCCCCACUCGAAACCAACACUUCUAUACAGCGACGGGAAUCAUCGGUCAUGAGUGGUAAUAGUUCAUUACCACCAGCCCCACCCAAACGCCUCUCAUUGGCAGAAUAUAAAAAGCGCUUGUCUUCGCGACGUAGACCGGAGAAUCAGGUCCAGUCUGAAGCAGCCGACACACCCACUGCUCCAUCAAAAAUCGUCUCAUUCGAUUCCCAGAGAGAGAAACCCGUGCGAAACGACGGGGCUUUGGAUUUACCAAUCCAUGACCCAAUUUCUUUGCAAGCAGCACCAAGCUCGCCAGUAUCGUCAUCAUUACCGUCCAUGGAACGCUCGGGUAUUCGCUCCGUGAUUAUACCUCGGUCGCCACCUCAGGGAACAGCAUACCUUCCUUCAACUACAAAUUUGAAUGAAGUCUCCUCUGGGGCGGUGCUCGAUCCAUUAUCGAAGUCCUCUGAGCUCAAUUCUGGUACAAUGUCACGGGCACCAACAUUGCCUGUUGCAUCGUCAUCGUCUUUGCUGUCCAAUCUUGAGAAGGAUUCGGUGCCUACUAAGGGGGGAUCUUCACUCGUGCAAUCAUCGUUGCCCCGGUCGCUACCGGUUGAAUCGCCUUCAGCGCGUCUCCAUGCAUCUGCUCCGCUGAUUUCCUCAUUACAGACCCACGCACCACCACCUGGUCCGCCGCCGGGUCCACCACCACCUAUGCCUCCCCGACUGCGCGCGGCACAAAAUCGCGUGGAUGAGCGAAAUCGUCAAGCUCACACAAACUCUUCAGCGCAAUCGACGACGCCGGAUGCACAUGACCUCCGCGCCUUGCAGGCAUCACGCCAUGGCACGGGAUCCAAUUGUAGCAGCUGGCGCCCUGUUCAUUGA
This is a messenger RNA of Malassezia restricta, 3567 nucleotides long. Its product is annotated as PHD finger and SET domain protein. The record is from RefSeq and is a predicted model, not a curated record. NCBI's taxonomy places the organism in Eukaryota, Fungi, Basidiomycota, Malasseziomycetes, Malasseziales, Malasseziaceae. The transcript has a single exon. Gene Ontology annotation, molecular function: protein binding. The coding region runs from base 1 to 3567 and encodes 1188 amino acids.